UGGCUGCUGAUUGGUGGAUGUUCGGAAUUGGGGAAGUGUAUUGGCUGUCGGAUUUUGUGGGUGGGGUUAUAGUCUUGACUCUCUAGCUUCCUGCAUGCUGGGAGUUGUUGUAUCGUCCGGGCUCUGCUGACAUGUGGGGUCCUGUGUAGUCGGGCACUGCUUCAUGGUCUGCUGGGAACGUCAUUGCAAUGUCCUCUGCCAGGAAGGAAGUCUUUCUUUCUAAAGUUUUGACAAGAUUGUAUCCUAGCACUGCUGACCUCCACUCUGUGCUUUCAAAAAAUGAGACUUUACCAACAGGAACAGAAGAAAAGCCUAAAGAAGCUAUACAACCCACAAUAACUGAGCCAGCAGGCAUUGAAAAAUCUAACCUUUCUCAACUGAAGAUAUACACUGUGAGUCUCCCCCUAGAGGACUACAUACCCCCUCCUCAGACUGACCUCAAGCUUUCCUCAUCAGAAGAUUCAGAACAGGAAGAAGAUCAUCCAGUGGCAGUUAGUAAAAGACGGAGACGGAAAAAGAAGAGGUUAAACUUUACAAAUGAGGCCACCCUUGAGAGUGAACUAAACCUCCAACAAACUCCUCAUCCAUCUCAAGCAUCCAACAGUGUGAAGAUCAAUAAAAACAAAAAGAGGAAAUUACAGCGAAAAAGACAAAAAGAAAGACUGAAGGCUGAAGGUCUGUGGAACAAAGGUAGAACCUGUCAGUCUGAUGUGAGCCAGACAGAAGGCAAUGCAGUGAGGGAAUCUGGUGAACAGACAGAGGAAGACCGGAGAAAAAAGACAGAGGACCUGCUGGAUUUCCUCCAGGCUACUCAAGAGCUUUAUUUCUCUGAUAGCCAGUCCAGAUGUGCAGACUCAACUCUGAUGGGGGAACAGAUCCUAGAGAUUCUGGAUCAGAUCAAGAGUGGUGCAGUGCCUUUCUCUGAAGUUCAGCUCUUACAUAAUCUCAAAAGCCUGCUUCUCCUACAGGAUAUUGGAAGAUUAAACAAUUCCUUGGACAGCUUCAAAGAGCAAUCCUCCAUGCCCCUUGAUCACAUAAAGGCGCUACGUUCUUUGUUUGUCUACUGGAUUACGAAUAUCUUACCAAUAAAGACAAAACCCACAGAGUGAUUACUGUUCCAAUACUAAUUCAUGCAGUUUUUACAUUAACUUUCCCUAAAUGAAAGAAUAUGAUUUUGAGAGGCACACAAUUAGUGUCAUGACCUAUUAACACUGUCGUCAAGGCUUCCAUUUUCAAGGAAGACUGAAUGGAUCCAAUUUGUAACAGCUUAUUGACUGUUCAUGAGGUCUUCCUACAGCAAACAGUUGCUACUGUGUUCAUCAUCAACAAUAAAAACCUGAUGGAACAGAACUGUUACUGUAGGUUGUUAAUCUUUCAGAUCUGUAAGUGGUCACUAAGAAAUGGACUUGUCAUAAAAUAUUAGAUACUUAGCAGAUGCUGGAUACUUAAUGUUUGAUAUUUAAAAAAUUGUAAACAGCAGGCACCAUUACAUAAAUUCUGCAGCAAUAUUUUGCAUGGGGUCCAGGGUAUACAUGGAAUAUAUACACUUAACGGGGGUGCAGAACCUAAUACAGGGCAUCCUUAUAAGCAAGACAAGUAGAAAAAAGUAGUUUGCCCUCACCUGAUGGUAGAUAAAAACUUUCCAACUUUAAUGAUUCCUUUUAAAAUAUGCCCAGGAGGUGGUGAAGAUAGUCCGGGAUCAGCCUAAGAUGCAGAUUGGCAGAGAGGCUGAUAUCCGUUUUGCGGAGCUUGCUUUCUCUAAGGCUUAGAGGAAGAAGGCUACCAUAAUGCAGACUUCAGCUUCUCUGUCAGCUUAGACUCGGACUAUCCUCAACAUCUCCUGGGCAUAUUUUAAAAUGAAUCAACAAUGUGUUACUCACCAUGUCAUGCAGAUGCUUUCUAUUUUUAAUGUGCCUUGCUUCUGUAUUUGGUUUACAAAUUCCUGUGUUUUGCUGCUUACUUAUUCUGACAUUACUGCUCAGAAAGGGGUGUGUCCAAGGCAAGCACUGAACCUGUUCGCACUAUUCAUUCACUUCUGCCUUGAGUCUGCCUUCUGCCUUAUUUUACCUGUUCGCACUAUUCAUUCACUUCUGCCUUGAGCUUCUCUGUAACCCCCACCUCUCUGUUUUCAUGCUGCAGUCUGAUAGACAGGAGUGAGCCCAGAUAAGUGCUAGUCCUUCCCUCACUAACUGGACUUUGUUUCAGUCAGUGCUUCAGCUGGGGCAAAGAUGAUGCUGCAGCUGGACAGAAUUAUGUUUUGCAUGGUAUGGGGACCCCUAGUGAUCUUUCUUAUAAGUCAUGAUUUCUAUAAAAUGGAGAUAACAAUAUGUUUUUUUUUUUUAUAAAGUAUAUUAGAAAGGUUAAUCUUUUGCCAAGAUGUACAACAUAUUAAGUUUUUGAUUUGUACAUUGCCCUUUUAAUGUUGCCCCCCCCCCAAAUAACUCAGGACUCAGCCAUUAAUUUCUAACCUUGGCAACAAAUGUGAGUACACCCCUAAGUGGAAAUUGCACCAAAAGUGUCAACAUUUUUGUGCGGACACCAGUAUUUUCAAGCACGGUCUUAAACCUUACAGUAUGCAUAACGUUUACCAGAGCUUCACAGGUUGCUACUGGAGUCCUCGUCCAGUUGCAUAACAUUAGUGCUCGUCCACUUGCAGGACCUACGCUCCCCCCACCUUCCCUUUGAGAAUGCCCCACAGAUGCUCAAUAAGGUUUAGGUCUAGAGACAUGCUUGGCCAGCCUUUUGUAAUUUACUUUGUUGAAUAGCUUGAAGAGCAGAUAUAGAGGAGCAGGGGAGAAGGAUCGCUGAUCUUCUGCAGCUUACAACAUUAAUGUUUAGACAGUGAUUGUGAAUUUACAGCUAUUGUAUGUGGAUAGACAGCGGGAGCAGCAGCUAACACAGAUGGGAGAAUCAAGGCUUCCUUUUGUUGUCUGAUUUGUCAUCAAAGUUUACAUUUUUAUGCAAUAAACAUAUAGGUAUACUAAUAUAGCAAACAAGGCAUCAUGCUGCUACAAAAAAUUAUGACUGCUGAAUGUGAAGCACAUGUAAAAAAAAAUGCUUUGGACAUUUUCAUAUCUAUUUGCUUCAGACUUCGGCCCCUUUUACACUGACGUUGUGCCUUAACGGACAUUAUUUUUGACAGGAAACAACGGAUCCCAAAAGAUCCCAUUAACUAUUAUGGGGUCCGUCGGGCACCAUUGUUUUUUGACGGGAGUAGCGAGAGGAAAAAAAUGUGCAUGAUGUAUUUUUACUCCCGCUAUUUUCCUCGGGCUCCCCAACUGCCUUACAGGGGUUAUCCAGGAUUAGAAAAAACUAAGUUUAUUUCUUUAAGAAACAGCACAACACUUGUUCUCUGGGUGUGUGAGGUAUUGCAUCUCAGUUUCAUUCAAGUGAAUUGAGCCAAGUUGAAAUGCCUAACACAACCUGAGGACAGGAGUGGUGGUGUUUUUGGAUCAAAGAAGUAGUCUCAUGGAACAAAACUUAGAUCGCUGGGGGGGGGUUUGGCUAUCUUCGGCUCUCCCAUAGAGAUAUAUGGAGGGGACGGGGGUUGUGGCGUUCUGCUCCGCAGGAGAACCGAGGCUCCAUAAAGGAGAUUGCGGGGGGGCCCCAGUGCUCGGACCCCCCACGAUCUAAAACGUAUCCCCUAUCCUGCAGAUAGGGGAUAAGUUUUAUUCCAUGAAAGAUCUUUAAUUAAUUAGCUCUAAUUUUCUAUUUCUAAAUAACUACUUUAAACAGUUUUGCCCAUCUCAUUAAAGAGAAUCUGUCAGCUCUAUAUCAGAACUCAACUGUCAGGCAUUGCCAAGCCCCAACCUGCAUCUGGGAAUGGGGCCAAAAUUGUCCCUAAAAUGAAUGGUGCAGACUGCUCCUGUGUGGCCGCUGAACUCAGUAUUGUUUGGCAGCCCCAUAGAGAAUGAAUUAAGCUGUGGCUGCGCAGGUGCAGUCCACCCAAUUCAUUCCAGGCACAAUUAUGUCCCCAUUUUUGGGAUUAACAGGGGUUCCAGAAGUUGGACGCCCAGCAAUCCUGCUUGUUGCCCCUUUCCUGUGGACUAAUGAAAUGGGAAAACCCAUUUAAUUGCUGAGACAGAAACCUUUGCACUUAUUUUUGAGCUAGACAGAACAGUCUUUAGUCUACUUGUUUAAGUGAUUUUUUGUAUAAAUUCCAUUUUGUUUUCUCUGUUGCAAUAGACUCACUGAUUCAUUGGUAUAGUUCCGCUGUCUAUUUUCAAUGCAAAUGUUUCUGCUAUAGACUGCAAAAUGGUACCCUGCAAUGCCUUGUAUUCAGCUAAAUCUUUCCUUAAAAUACCCUCUUUAUGUUUCUCUGGGUGACGCCUGAAAGAAAGAAAACAUAAAGAGAAUAAGAUAAUAACUUCUCAAGCAGCAGGUCCAGAGGUGACCCCGAUUGCUGCAGCUUUCAGAAGACGUACUUUCGACUUCUUAGCAAAGAAUUAAAAUCUCCGACAGUUGCACAGAAGAAACAAUCUUCUAUACACAUUAAAGAUGUGGCACAGACAACAAAGCUGGUGUUAGUGAAACCUUACCUUUUCAUUGUAUUAUAUUUAAGCUGUAUCAAUGGAAUAAAAGAAUGUGCGUAGCAGCAGAACUAUUUACAUCUCACUACCCUGAUAUUCUAAGCUCUCAAAGCUGUCAUGUCUUGCAGUUUUUAUAAACGUUACUAAAAGCG
This is a messenger RNA of Hyla sarda, 4681 nucleotides long. RefSeq names its product glutamate rich 1 (gene ERICH1). The transcript has 6 exons. NCBI's taxonomy places the organism in Eukaryota, Metazoa, Chordata, Amphibia, Anura, Hylidae. The record is from RefSeq and is a predicted model, not a curated record. Bases 189 to 1109 code for a protein of 306 amino acids.